GUGAACACUCAAACUGCGUGCUCAACAUCAUCACAUCAGUUACUGCAAAGCAGUCAAGAACACAGCUGAAUGAUGAGUGCUGCUCAGAGUCAAACAACACUGGAAUCCAAACUGGGCCUGGAGUGCCACUUCACCUGGGAUCUGGACCCCAGCAGGUCCAAGCUUCUUCGCCUCAGGGACAAGCUGGAGGACAUUGGCACUGAGGAGGGAAACAGUUGGCUGGGUCACAUUUACAACCUGCCGGGGUUUAUUCAGUACAAGCUGGGGUUCACCCAUGAUGCCCAGAGUCUCUUCAACAAGGCUGCAGAGGCCUUCCACCAGAUGAGAAACACAGAUAACGGUCCCUGGUUGGUGGUGAACUACGGGAACCUGGCUUGGCUGCACCAUCAGCUGGGGGACCAAGAAAAGAGUCAAGCUUACCUGUCAAAGGUCGACGCCCUGAUGAAUGAAUACCCAUCUCCAUCCCUGGAAGAACUCCAUGCAGAGGUCUGUGCUGAAAAAGCCUGGACCCUGAUGAAGUUCAGCACAGAAAAAAAGCUGCUGGCUGCAGAUUACUUUGAGAGAGCCAUCAGGAUGCAGCCGGACAUGGUGGAGUGGAAAACCAGCCAUGUUGGGUUAGUGAGUGCUUUCAAGCACAGUGAAACAGGGCUGCCAGCUGACCUCUUGGAGAAAAUGAGAAGUGCCAAGGAACAAGAUCCAGAGAACUUGUACCUUGCUGCUCACUACCUUGAGCAACGUGCUAAAAAAGGAGAAAGAAUUGAAGAUGAAGCACGUGAGUUAGCUGAGCAGAUUCUGAGAAAUCCUGUCAGCAGCUACAGUGGUCUGAAAGGGUUACUGAGGGUUUUUGAAAGCCAUGUAUCAGUUGAUGACGCCAUUGAUUUGGCAGAGGAGGCUCUGAAAAGCCAUCCAGAUGUACCUUAUUUGAAGAGAUUUGUUGCACUCCUCUACAAAUGGAGGAUCUAUAGCGACCGCUCACCAAAGCAAAGCAUGAUAGACAGAGCAAUCAGUCUCCAUGAGGAGGUGAUUUCUCUUUACCCUCAUUAUUCUCUUAUGAAGAAGAUAUCGCUUGCAAAUAUUUGCGCAAAGUCAAAUGAGAACCAGGCUAAAGCUGAUCAGAUUUACCAAGAGCUGCUAGAAAGUGAUCUGGAACUUGAAGACAAACAGUUGCUUUACAACUGCUAUGCAAAACAUCUGUACUUCAUUCAUCAGAGGCCCCAAGAGUCAAAAGAGUAUCACAUGAGGGUGAUAGCCAUACCGUACCAAUCCCCCUUUCGUGACAACAGCAUCAGAGCUCUGCAGAACCUUGCAAACAGAGGCGACACAACACGUGAGUUCCUGGCAGAACUGCAGGAGCCAUAAAGCACUUGUAGUGACUAGUCCUAUAAGUAGCCGCUACCGGCUGAUAGUGGGCAUGAAGUUAUUUGGACGUGUACUCAGUUUAAAAACCAAAACGAACCGUCAGAAGUCACUGUGAUUUUAUUCCACUGCGUUUAAUUCCACUCAUGGUUAUUCCUUAGGCUUCCAAUAAGCCUUUGAACGUCAUAAACACAAUUACAAAACAAACAACCAAGCACAGUCGAAAACUGUUGGGCUCCUUCCACUUCAGCACCCUUGCACAUGAUUAACACAAACUUAUAGCACCUGUAGUCACCCUCAACCCGCAUCACAUGACACCUCACUGACCUCUUGUGGCUCAGAAACCACAUCAACCAAGGUGAAUACACAGCUCUUACGACACUGGUUCUAAAUCUAGGCAAAGAUGUAGGUAGUGUAUGAUGCAAAACAAACAAACAAACAAAAAAAAAUCUCUGUGUAGCUCUCAACUUGAAAACAAAUACAUUCGCAAAACCUGCAGGAAAGAUUUAGGGCAAUUACCAAAAAGAAUAAUUCUUAGAAUAAAGUCAAAAAGGAAGUGAGAAACUCAGUGCUGAAGACCUG
Molecule: messenger RNA, 1938 nt
Organism: Plectropomus leopardus (leopard coralgrouper)
Lineage: Eukaryota; Metazoa; Chordata; Actinopteri; Perciformes; Serranidae
Source: RefSeq, a predicted model, not a curated record